AUGCCCUUACAUUUGUAUUUGAUGUUAACGUUCCGUUUUCCAAAAGGUGCGUGCGUUCCCAACGCACAAUUCGUUAUCAAUAACCGUUUAUGUCUCUGCAAUAACUACGGUUUAUGGACUGAAGCGAGCUGUACAAUUAUUGAAAGGCGACAACAAUGCCAAGUCGGUACAAUCGUUAGGGAGGGCUGUAACCAAUGUAUAUGUCAACCGAAUGGACAAUUUGUAUGCUCAAAUAUUUACUGCUCGAAGAAUCAAGCUUUGGCUGACUAUAACCCGAAAUGUAUUCCAUUCAAAUCCUAUUAUAUUAACUGCAGUCUCUGUACGUGUCCAGCCUCCGGUAUAUCAUCUGAAGCACAUUGCUCUAAAGACACUUCUUGUGUAGCAGACACAAACUCUUUUGACUUUCAAGUUGUUAAAAGAAACUACUGCAUACCCAAUGUCAUGUAUAUCUUCCCUUGCAUAGAAUGCGUUUGCUCCGAAAAUGGCUUCUUUGCUCUUGAUAAAUGUAUAGAAAAAUGUCAGACACCAGCAAAACAGAAUUCAAGGCGAUGUAUUCCUGGCACAUAUUAUAGGAAAGAUUGCGAUGUGUGCCUGUGUCCUGAAAAUAGCAACCUUGACGAAACUCUUUGCACUAAAGUUACAUGCGGAAAAGACAGUAGCCAACCGAUAUUUUUCGACUUGAGGCAUAGUUCAGUGCAAUGCGAGCCCUUAAGUUUUAUGAAGCCGCGCUGUCUCUUCUGCGAUUGUAAUUUUGAAGGAACUGUUAAAGAAGAUAGUUGCGUAGAAAUAGAUUGUGCAAAAGCUGUUGAUAUACAACUGUAUCCUGAAAGAACUUCGUGUAGUCCCGGUGAAGUGGUUCCAAAUUGCAUGGAAUGUUUCUGUCCAAAAAUUGCAAUAACAGAUGCUAAUUACUGCACAAAUGUCUGCAACUACCAACAUAAAUUACGAAUACUAGAAAAAGUUGUCAACGAAAGUAUUAUGGAUAUAAUUGAUUUACAAACUCUGAAAAAGUCUGAUGAUGAUGAGUUCUGUGAGCCAAACAAGAUAUAUUCGGAAGAUGGUCGAUAUUGUUUAUGUCCUGAAAACGGAUAUAAGAGUUACAAAUUUUGCACUUCGUCGAAAGUUCAAAUAGCAUCCAAAACUGUUAAAGAAAAUGUUAAUACUACGACUGAUUGUAAACCAGGAACUUACGUCGAUGUCGACUGCAACUCGUGUUAUUGUCCAAAAACCGGAAAAAUUGAUUUAAAAUGGUGCACAUACGACGAUUGUAUUGCUAAAAAAACUAUUGAAGCGGCACAUAAAUCCAACAUCGUGCCAUUAAAGCCUGUAAAUUCAGACGGAGCGUGUGUCCCAGGUUCUAUAUCUAAGGCUAAAUGUAACUUCUGCAUAUGUCCGGAUAGUGGGUUUCUAAAAGAACGAGCUUGCACAAAAAAUAAUUGUUAUGAUGCAGAAGAAGAUCUGACUAUAGGUAUGGACAGAUUUACGUGUGAGCCUUUAGCAUAUUAUGAAGUAGAUUGCAAUAUUUGCUUCUGUCCACGUGAUGGCAUUAAGAACGUCGCCAAAUGUACCAAAACUCACUGUGAGAAGAUGUUUUUGAGGUCAAAUGAAUGUGGGCCUGGCCAACUCUUUACAGAUGGAUGUAAUGUUUGCGUAUGUCCGCCAAAUGGAGAUAAAUCAGACAAAGCGUGCACAGAACACCAAUGUGAUAUAGCACCUUUGAGUCUAGCAAAUCUCUCACAAAAUUUGCUUCAAAGCAAGGAUAAAGUUGAGACAGCUCGGACUCUAGAUCACUGCUUCCCUGGUGAAGAAUUUACGAAGGGAUGCAAGAUAUGCGUAUGUCCCGAGACUGGUUUAAAAAUGUAUGCUUCUUGUGAAACUAUUACUUGCGACGAAUCCAAAAAUCACACAAUGGCAGACGUCAAUGAUCUACCGGUAACUGAUACAGAAAUAUCGGACGUGAAUUCUGUACCACACAAACGCGUGCGGAGGUUUGAACUGGAUUUAUGUAUGGAAUAUACAGUUCAUGUGGAGUCUGAAAGACAUAGCUGCACCCCUGGUUCUAUGUAUAUAGUCAGAUGUCAGCAAUGUAUUUGCCCUUAUAUGGGAAACAUAAAUAAAUUCUGCCGGCCACUUCCAAAAUCAACGUAUUGCGAACAGGCAUAUCCUGGAUUUAACUAUUUACCGAUGGGUAGGCGAUGUGAUAAUUGUACAAGAGAAGAAGAAGAGAAGGCUUUACAACAAGUAAAUGAAACAAUAGUUUUAAAAGUGACUCAUCAACAUACUAAGUAUAGAUGUGAAACACUUGGUAAAAUUCUUGACGAGUGUUUCAUAUGCACCUGUGAAGAGGGUAAAUUAGGUUUGACUUCCAGACAAUAUUGUACACCUAAUUCCAUCAUUGUAAUUGGGUGCAACGUUUGUCGAUGUGACGAAAAAGGGAAAGUCAAUCGGGAAUUUUGCACUCAUAGGACUUGUACUAACCAUAUAAGCCACAAAACUCGAAGAUCCUACAAUGUAGACGGUAGCUGUGAACCUGGCAACUGGUACUCUACAGAACCAUGUCAAAUUUGCUACUGUGUAGUUAGAAGUAAACUCGUCUGCAAUAGUGUAAAUAAAAGGGAUAAACUCCCUUUAGGCAAAUUCGAUUUCACAAUAUGUGGCAAUAACUUCAUACAAGAAGCUACAGAAUUAGUGUCUGAAUCGCAGAAUUUACGGCAAAUCAAAAACAAGAAAAAAAGGAAAAGUAUCAAGAAACGAUUAAAAAAAACAACUACUACAGUCUCGCCUGAAUCUUUUAACACUGAUGAAGUUUACACAGAGUUAGCAGAAAGCAAGAGAAAUGACAGAAGUAAUUUAGGAAGAAGGACUGUCGAUUCAAACUACAAAAUGCGCGAAGCGGAUCCAACACUACCAUUAUAUGAUGAAAAUAAUGGACUAUUUACAGCUUUGAAAGAUUUAGACGUUUUGGACCAUACUCAGUUGGAAGUAACGAAACAGGAUAUUGAAGAUGUUGAUAGAGGAACUGAAAAUACGGGAAUAAAUUUCCCAUCACUCCUAGAUAAUGUUUUAAAUGCCAUCCAAGAAAUAAACGUUGGUAUGGAAGGGCAUGGCGUCUGGCGAUCAACACCGACCGCUUGUUCUCCAGGAGUACACUAUCGACGAGGAGCUAUGCUUUGCGUCUGCAACGAGGAUGGCAACUGGCCCAAUCCAGUCUGCAGAGACCUCCUCAGAGUGUUACAUGCUGUAGAACUAACAUCGCUGACGCAACCCACCUCUAAUUUCACUUGUGUCCCUACAAAACUGUAUGUAGUUGGAUGUAACGUCUGUUUUUGCCCCUCAGCAGGUCAUCUAGACCCGGAUUUAUGCACUAAUAAUACAUGUCUCAAUGAUGACCCCAUUCUAGAAGCUAAUACAACACAUAUUGCACGGAGCGAUAGAUUAGACGAAAGUUUGGAAAUUUACGCGUCAUGUAAGCCCACCCUGCUGUACUCAUUAGGAUGCAUGUCGUGUAAAUGUUUGAGGAACAAUCGUCUCGUUUGUGACACAUGUGGACCGAAGAAACGGUCGGCCAUUAAUGAAGACCCAGGACCUUGCCAUGAUAGGAGACCAGGGGACAUCUUCCAAGAUGAUUGCAACUUUUGCUACUGCGAUGAGAAGCAGCGAAAAAUAUGUUCUGUACGUCAAUGUCUGGACAAAACGGACGCUUUGACGGAUGUCGGGAAACACUCAGUAAAUUUUAUAUCAACGACAUCUCCGGUCGACGACGAAGACUGUACUCCGGGCACUGUAUUUAGUAAGGAAUGUAACACGUGCAAGUGUAUAAAGCUUAGCAACGGUAAGAAGAUUAUACGGUGCACAGUCAAGUUGUGCGAUAGAAAGACCCCGUUGGAUAUAGUUAAACGUGACUGUGUGUUAAACACAGCGUAUGAAUCGAAAUGUAUGAUCUGCAACUGCGAACAAGUGAAUGGCGAGAAAACGCAAAGCUGUCAUUCGAAGCCAUCUUGUCACAGCAGUCAAGCGCCGGUGGAUUUGAAAUCGUUGCAUGGCUUCUGUGAACCAUUGCGCAUCUACAUUAAUGGUUGCAAUAAAUGCCGUUGUCUAAUGGAUGGAGAAACUUUGAUGUGUACGACGAAAAGGUGCGCGAAAAGGUCGGAUCCGAUUUCCGUAGAAAUCGUGCCUGUUAAAAGGACGCAGAGAGACAUUUGCCCGAAGGGGCAUUCCUUUAAACUUAAAUGUAAUGUGUGCUUUUGUCUGUCCACUAGUAACGCUAUGUGUACGACUGCCAAAUGCCAUAAUAAGCCAACGAAGAUAAAUCCGAUUAUACACUAG
This is a messenger RNA of Leptosia nina, 4326 nucleotides long. The record is from the annotation of a GenBank genome assembly. Lineage: Eukaryota; Metazoa; Arthropoda; Insecta; Lepidoptera; Pieridae.